GCGCAUGCAAGGGGAGCGAGCACCGGUCACUCCCCACCGCCAAUGGCCUGCUCGCCCCAACCGGCUGCUCUGGGACUGCCUGUCAAGCCCAGCUCCUCGCGUCUACCGGUUCCCUUAUCACUAUAUCUUCUCUACUCUACCUUUCUGAAGAAACAGCCUGGCGUUACGUCAGACCCGGGCAAAAACCGCAGGGCAAGCAAGUCGGCGUCUAAGGAGCUAGGUAGGCAUUGCUGCCAAACCCGGGUUAAGGCUGCUCACUCACAGCUCAGCGUUCAAUGUCAUUAAAAAGGAACACUUUUCAACCGCGGCAGCAUGUGGUAAGUCAAUUUUUCUCUGAUUAAUUUUUCCAGCCGUUGGGAUUUUUUUUUACCAUUUUCACUCACAUGACACUUUGACCAGUUGUCUCUGGCUGGCAUAAUUGCGCUAAAACUGCGGUAACACCGUGUGUUGGAGAUUGUUCAAAAGUAGACUAACAAACGUUCGGCCACUUUGAAACCGACAUGACAUGAUGAUGAGGCACCCAAGCUUUUCAACAACCACUUGCAGAGAUUUUUUCUUCAUUUUUUCAAUUUGAUUCUUGAUCAUUUCAAAACAAACAUGCCUCAUGCUCGAAAUAGGAACCCUAGCCCCAUCCCUGAGGUAACAUGGGAUACGGGAUUGAAGGAGAUGAACGAAACUUGGAAGGGAGCUAUUGCCUGUCUCGGGGUGGCAGUCUUUUUCGUCAUGACCAUUGGGAUCAUAUACUGGCAAGUGGUGGAUCAGCCCAACAAGAACUGGAUCCUAAAGGGGAGUUAUAGCGGGCUAAUCUGGGAGAGACGGACUCACUCUCUGGUCAUACAGACACUGACAGAAGACAAGACCUAUGUGGAGAUUGACGUGGGCAACGUGGGGAACCCCGAUAUUGAAGUGCCGUUUGUCAGGAACCUGUGCUGGCUCAAUAAGACGGAGUUCUGCUAUACAUGGGAUUCGGUGGCGGAGGUUAAAAUAUCUUUGGAGGUGAAUGAGGCGACGGAGACGGAGUGUUAUAGCAUGACAUGGGCGCCGGUGCACUGUCAUGUGGAGCUGAAGGACUGCUUCUCCAUGGCUAACAUGUCGUGGUACGGUGGUGCCAGUGUCCAGAACCAGAGCUGGCCAAUCAACGAGCAGAAUGUCACCAUGCAGCCGUUCACUGUUAGCAACCUCAGGGACAACCCCUCUGGCUUUGGCUCAGUCCUCGAACGCUACUUCCUGGGCUCGUCAGGUGUAGCAGUGCUGGUGUCCCCAGAUGUUCCUCUUCAGGUGGGAAUGGAGAGCCGACAGCAUUUUUGCCUGCAGUCUCCCUCCAGCCUGGAGCGCACCCCGCUUCAGUACACUGUGUGCGUGGGCCACAACAUCAGGGCUGUACACCAGGAGGCGCUGCAGCAGCUCUCAUCGCCCAGCAGGGAGCUGCCCAACUUGGAUGUCUUAUGGUUGCCUUUCUGGAAGCUUCUGGCCAGUGUGGACUCAGGGCCAAAGGUAGAGAGGGAGUUGAGGACUUUCUCCAACCGUCUGAGGAGACACCAGCUGGGAGAGGGGGCCAUCAGCCUCAACGAACAUUCCACCGCCCUCCUCGCCGACAUGGACCAUGACUACCUCACCAGCAGGAAAAGGGGGACAUCCAAGAGACAGACCAGGGACUUCAGGGACCUCUCACUGAUCAAGCUUCUAAACAUUUCCAUCACCCUGUCCCCGUUCCUGAGCGUGGACACCACCCAGUUCCACAAGUCCCUGCUGGACGGCACUGAGGCCUAUUGGCUCAGCCUCCCCGUAGCCCCACAGGGGCGGCUGGUGCCUGUGCUGACCCAGUGGCGAGGGCAGUUCUGCGUGAAGCUGAACAUCAGCAACCCAGAGGCGGUCAGCUGGUUCCUGGACCGGGUGGGCUUGCUGCAGGCCCGUUUGGGCAUGGAGUACAUCCAUCUGGAGGGGGCAGAGGGGAACCCGCUGGACCUGGGCGGGGGAGACCAGUAUAUCGGCCAACUGGCAGAUGUGGCAGCCAGGAUAGAAGAGUCGGCUAUCAUGAAUGCAGGGACAAGGUCGAGCCACAAGCCUGUGUUUGUGCGGAUGCCUCCUCUGCAGUCUGACUGGAGCUCCUCUGGACUGAAGGGCCUCAUUCCCUCCUUGCUGCACCACACUCUGCUGGGGUACAACUUACUCAUUCCCGACGCAGUAGGUGGUUCUCUAUCUGGGAACCUGGUGACUGACGAGGAGCUGUUCAUCAGGUGGCUGCAGAUUGUAGCUUUCCUCCCCGUCAUCAGCUUUGAGACACCUCCCUGGGUCUGUGGGGAGGACCGGGUGCUGAACUUGACGCGGGCUCUCAUCGCGUGGCACCAGGACUUUGUGGUUCCACUGGUGACGAGGUAUGCAGAGGACUGGAUGACCUCGGGGAGCCCAAUUUACCGGCCCCUGUGGUGGCUCAGCCCUGAUGACCCUGUGACCUUCACCAUUGACGACCAGUUCCUCAUCGGAGACGAGGUCCUUGUUGCCCCGGUAAUAGAGAGGGGGACAGUACAGAGAAAUAUUUACCUGCCCGACGGGGGCUUUCAGUGGCAGGACAGCCGCAACGCCCAGGUGUUCGACGGGGGAACUCUCUUGGAGGACUACCCUGUCGCCCUUGAGGAGGUUGCCAUUUUCUUACGGAGGAGAUCUUGAGGCUCAAGUCACGUGAUUUAUACGUGACCUAUCCGGAUACUAGUUUUGAAUCCUUUAUUUUAUGUUUUACUCGUGCUGUUCUCAAGUUGCACUUUUCCACAAAGACAAUUGACAGAGGCUCAAGACUUCUUCUUGAGAUUAGAUGUGAAUAUUUUUAUACUUGCACUUUACAAUUCAGAACGAUUUGUAUUUUAUUGACGUCGUUUUCUUCUCUCUUCCUUUUUUAAACUUUAAUCUAUUGUACCUCUCGGCUGAUUGUUUCAGGACUUCUUUUUUGUUUAUUUUAAUCAUUGCUGUUCUUGCUUUUUUGUAUCUAAGAAAGAAACCUGUGUGUUUACAUAUGAUUCAUUUCUAACGUUUAACUGCUGCCGGUUCUCAUGGAGACAUGGAGUACCAACGCAAGCCCCUCUUUCGCUUAAAAACAAAACAUAUGAAUUUCUAAAGAAGACCAAACGAAGGAAAAGGAACAGAAGGAUAUGGUUUCUGCUAACGGAGAGCCUGGAAGGAAUGAAUGAGAUGAAUGAGAUGUUAGCUUAAUAUGAAAGAGGCUGAAGCAGCUUGGUAUGUCUCUCUCAUUCUUUGGAAAAGCUUUAACUUGAACUUACCUAGGCUCAGAGCUGAUGUAUGAUGAAUGUACCUCAACUUUAGUUUUUCAUUGCUUUACUACGCUAACAAGUCUGUCAAUCAACACUUACACACUUCAAGACUUCGAGACACCCCUCUCCUUUAAAGCACUUAUUUUUUAAACUCAUGCUCAAACAAUAUGAAGAAUAUAAUGCUAAUAUUCUUUAUUGUACUUUACAACCUUAACAUACACUACUUGACCAAAAGUAUGUGGACACCUGCUCGUCAAACAUCUCAUUCCAAAAUCAUGGGCAUUAAUAUGGAGUUGGUCCCCCCUUUGCUGCUAUAACAGCCUCCACUCUUCUGGGAAGGCUUUCCACUAGAUGUUGGAACAUUGCUGUGGGGAGUUGCUCCCAUUCAGCCACAAGAGCAUUAGUGAGGUCGGGCACUGAUGUUGGGUGAUUAGGCCUGGCUCGCAGUCAGCGUUCCAAUUCAUCCCAAAGGUGUUCGAUGGGGUUGAGGUCAGGGCACUGUACAGGCCAGUCAAGUUCUUCCACACCAAUCUCAACUAACCAUUUCUGUAUGGACCUCGCUUUGUGCACGGGGGCAUUGUCAUGCUGAAAGAGGAAAGAGCCUUCCCCGACCUAUUGUUGGAAGCUCAGAAUUGUCAAGAAUGUCAUUGUACGCUGUAUCAUUGUCAUUUCCCUUCAAAAACAGCCCCAGACCAUUAUUCCUCCUCCACCAUACUUUACAGUUGGCACUAUGUAUUGAGGCAGGUAGCGUUCUCCUGGCAUCCACCAAACCCAGAUUCGUCCGUCGGACUGCCAGAUGGUGAAGCGUAAUUCAUCACUCCAGAGAACCCGUUUCCACUGCUCCAGAGUCCAUUGGCGGCGAGCCUUACACCACUCCAACUAAUGCUUGGCAUUGCGCAUGGGGAACUUAGGCUUGUGUGCUGCUUCUCGGCCAUGGAAACCCAUUUCGUGAAGCUCCCGACAAACACUUCUUGCUGACGUUGCUUCCAGAGACAGUUUGGAACUUGUUAGUGAGUGUUGCAACUGAGGACAGACGUUUUUGUACGCUCUUCAGAACUCAGUGGUCCCGUUCUGUGGCUGUCUGCUCUAUUUUUUGCACCUGUCAGCAACGGGUGUGGCUGAAAUUGCUGAAUCUACUAAUUUGAAUGGGUGUCCACAUACUUUCGUAUAUAUAGUGUAGCUUGUCAAGCUCUACUCUGGUAUAAGCAACCCAUUUGAGUGCCUUUUUUACACAUGAACUUGAACCUAAACCACUGUCCCAGUAAUAGCAUGCACCAUACGCAACAGAUAUUGCUUAUAGCAGCUUAGCCCACUCAAACCUCCUACUCAAUAUGCUGUCUGUCUUAAAAUAUUUUAGUAGGAUGGUCUAUAACCCCCCCAAAAUAAGGUGCCCCAAAGUUCCUGCAUAUGUCAAUGGUUGGAAACACCUAUGUACUGUUUGCGCUGUCAUAGCUACCGUUGCAGCACAGUUUGGAUGCAGAUUAGAAUGACUAUUGUCAAAGAAUGCAAGCCCCUCCCCUAAUUGUAUACAGGGUGGAUCACCAUUGAGACCAGGGUCUCAUUUGCAAGGGAGCCCGGUGAACAGGAACAUACAAUAAAUAAUAUCAAUACAAUAAAUACAAUAAGAGUAAUCAAAACAAACAAGUCACAUAUCAUCUCCCUUAAACUCGAUCUAAACUGUCCAAUUCAGACAAGUGAGUCUAAUUUCAAGGUGGCCUUAAGGUUAUUCCAUGACCUGGGGGCAUAAAAACCAGCCAGUCCAGAGAGUGGGUCUGAAAAUAGCUGGAUCUCCAGUUAAGACUGACUUCGAAGAACCGCUGAGUUAGAAGAACCACUUUAUAUACAGAAAGUAGCCACUGCUGGGCCCUUCUGGUAGUCAGAGACUCCCAGUCAACAGAGCUAUAGAAAAUGCAGUGAUGUGUAAAAAAAAUUGUCCCCAGUGAUAAAGCGCAGUGCUAAAUGAUAGACUGAAUCGAAAGGGUUUAAAGCAAAGGCUGCGCAUGCAUGUAGAUUAUAUCACCAUUGUCAAGUACUGGGAGAAGCGUUGCUUGAGCAAUCUUCCUUCUACUUUCCGAAGUGAGGAAGGAUUUAUUUCUAUAAAAGAAACCAAUCUUAAUUGUCAACUUUUUUUGUCAGUUUUUCAAUGUGUGUUUUAAAAGAGAGCUUAUCGUCAAUCCAAAUAAAUGGGGAACUUUGGGAUCCAUUCAAUUAGCAAAUAUGCAAGUCCUCAGGGUCAAUAUUAAGAGACCUAGAGAACAACAUACAUUUGGUUUUAUUAGCAUUUAGCAUUCAUUUAAGAUCACUAAGUGAUUUUUGAAUUGAGUCAAAACCAUGAUGAAGGUCAUGAAUGGCCUGCUGUAAUGAAGGGUCACAGAAGUAAAUAACUAUAAUCCGCAUAGAGAUGAAUGUUAUAGGUCUUAACAGAUAGACCAAUAUUAGUUACAUAAAUAGUCGACAACAGGGCUCAAAAUCAACCCCUGCGGCACAUCUUUCGUAAUAUUAAGGAAACUAGAUUUGAUACCGUCAGUAAGCACACAUUGUGUCCUGUCCGUUAGAUAGUUCUUGAACUAAUUGCAAGAUGCCUGAUCUAGGCCUAUUUCAGACAAACUUUGAACAAGUAAAAAAAUGGUUGACCGUAUUAAAUCCCUUCGGCAGGUCAAUAAAUAAGUCAGUACACAUAUUUUUAUGGUCUAAACAAUAUAGCACAUCAUCUAAGACAAGUGUAGCCACUAAAACAGUGCUAUGUUCGGGUCUAAAACCAGAUUGAUGUUCAUUAAGAAUAGAAUGAGAAGUAAAAAAAGUUUUAAGCUGAGAGUUGGCCAGGGACUCUAAAACUUCGGCAAGGCAAGAUAGCUUGGAAAUUGGAUGGUAGUUAUCCAAGUCAGAAGGAUCUUAUGCCAUCUUAUGAGGACUUAUGAGGACUCAUAUGAGGACAUAUUAUGAGGACUUAUGCCAUUUUCCAGAUAACUCCAGAAACAAUUGCCAAGUUAAAAAUAUAGGAUAAGGAUUCUGCAAUAAGUGGGGCAGAAAUCUGCAGCAAAAAGGGAUCAAGUGAGUCAGCUCCAGCAGAUUUUUUUUACAUUGAUCUUCAAUAAGGCACCUAGUACAUACUGUAGACGUCCAAUGGUUGAAAUGAAAAUGAGGAAUGUGUAUCUGGGAAUGUAAUAGUUCUCUGCAACCUGGCUCGAGGUGAGUAAAAGGCUUCCUCUGUUGGAAUCAGAGUUUUCAGAAGCUAUUUUAUCAAAUAGGUGACCCACUGAGGCAAAGUGGUUAUUAAAAAUGUCCAUCACAAAUGUCCAUCUUAUCUGGCUGUCAUAACAUGCUGGGGUAAUGAGGGGAGGGAGUUUUGUUUCAGAGAUUUGACUACCUUCCAGAAGGCAGCUGGAUUCUCACCAGUUCAAGAAGUAUGUCGAUGUUGCCUUUUUUUUACCAGGCAUAGACAUAUUUUUCAAGCGUCUGAAGGACUGCCAGUCAGACUUAAAUUCAGUCAUCCUAGCCUUAGCCCAAGCUACAUUUCUCUCCAGAAGUAUUUCUGUUAGUUCAUGCGUGAACCAGGGAUUAGCUUUAUCCCUUACCCUUAGUUUCUUGAAUGGAGCAUGCUUAUCUGCAAUAGAGCAAAGAAGUUAAACAGUUUAGGGCCUGAUGCGAAAUGCCUAUAAUUUAUCUUGAAAUAAUGUGAGGGCAAGAUGUAGGUAGCUUCGCAUCUCUUAUGCAGACAACGGGACAAUGGUCACUGAACUCAUUAGCAAAAAUAACAUUGGCUGUAUACUUAUGAGGGGCAUUUCUCAAAAUAAUAGCUAAAAGAGUAGAUUUUUCAGGGUGUUCAAAGUUGGGGUGGGUUUGUUCAGUUAACAACUGAGUUAGAUUUAGCUCAAUGCAGCACAAGGUUUUUGCCACGGGAACCGAGAUGUUUCACACCAUAAAGCUGGCGAUGAUAAAGGCUGGUGAGAUGGCAGAGGAGGUCCGGAGGUUUUUGUGCCUCCCGCCGGCCACAAAACCCAUUAUGGCUGACGGAGGAGCCGGUGCGUCAAGACACCCUCGAGGUCCGAUGAGAGGAGGAGCGCAGCGGAUUGGAAUCUGGGACAGAGUCCCCUCGGGAACUUAGAGGAUCCGAGGCAGAAUCCCCCUCGGAAGGAGUCCGGAUGGCGCUGGAGUCUUGGGAAGCCAAGAUGGUAAAGCUGUUUGACAACUGGAUUUGGGUCGGGCUUUCCAGCACCAAAGAAACCCCACUUUCCACAGGCCACUUCCCUCCAUUUGGCCUAUGGCGGGUGACGUGCUUCCAUGGUUGGGCAGCAGAAUUGGUGAGAGUAUUAUUCUCGAAAUCCAGCUGAAGCAACGUUCCUGCUCCAUUUCCCAAGGGAGUGGGAGGCUUCAUUGGGGAGGGGUGCCUGGAAGGCAUUGGCCAUUCAGUCAAGGAGUGUUGAGAUGGUGGUGAUACGCUCAACACAUUGAAAUGACGUCCAGCCUGUGGUGUGGAGAAGGUAGGCAUGGGUACUUUCCCCAGUAGAUUGUGCAAGUUUUUAAUCUGUUUGCUAAGAGUAGUCACUUCUUUCCUAUAGUCUUCUGCAAGUAAACAAUUGUUGCAUCGAAACUCCGGUCAGUCCACAUUGUCCUGGAAGAGAGCAUAGUAAAUAAUGCUCGCUUUUUUCCCUGAACGGGAAAGCAUCCAUGGAAAGAGACAUAGGAACUAAAGAGAUAACAAUUUCAGGCAGAGUAAUAAAAUAGACAAUAACUGAUUUUCCGGACCUAUACAGGCCGUCGGUAAAUAGACCCAAUAUAUAAAUACACCAAAUACAAAAAAAUAUAUUAAACAAAAUAGACUCCAGCCUGUUAAACUUAACUUUCUUCUACAAACAAUUCAGUCUCAAACAAAUGUGUGCGCUCUCUCUCUUUCCAGUGACCCUAACCUUCAUGGGAUAGUUCAGGGAAAUUACAUAUUUAGAUAUGUUUCCUUGAAAGCAGUCUAGGUACAAUGAGUGACUGCAAUCCACACUGCAAUCCAAAUCAUCUGUUAAAUGGAUUGUGUUGCUCAAUGGUUCAGAUGAUUUUGGCAGAACAUUUUAAAUGGGGAUACUAUUUGGUCCCAAAAUGCUAAUAUUACCCGUAGCUAGUUUAACAAAACCAAAUUGUGGAUUGCAGUCAUUUAAGGUAAGAAUUUCUAAAUAUGUCGUUUCACUGAACUAUCCCUUUAAAGAGAUAGUUCACACAGCUACAUCUUGAUUGCUUAUAGUAGAAAUGCAGUGUUUCUGUAUUAUUAUUUCGUAAUAUGAUAGCAUAUUUGUCUAACAUAAAGGGCCGGUGGGAACCAUUCAUUGGAUCCAUGAAUUGUCAUCAGUGCCCUUAUCAAGAUAAUAUUGAUAUUAAUAUUCUCAAAUAUAUUUUGAAGGCUACACAGCAAUUGAAAGAAGGAUCUACUGUAAAGAUUUUGUAUUAACAUUUGACUGAAUUGUCAGAGUGACCUGCUAUACAGUUAGAUAGACAGCCAAUCUGGUUUAGAAAGCAUGUGAUUUUUAUAGAGACUGUCCAAACAUAGAGCAAUGUCUCCACACAUUACGGACCUGCUAAAUGAGUUGGUUAGUGAAUUCAUUAUUUGAUUUACUGUAACUAUGCCCUCAGUUCACAAACAGAUUUUUAACCUCAUUCUUUAUAUCCAGCACCAUACCAAUCUAUGUGAAAACGGUGCAUUUCUAAGUUUUGUAGUCAGGAAGAUGGAAAAGGUUUUCAGCAAUUACUCCCGGUGAUGUAAUUUUCUAAUAAAAACGUUUCCUUCGUAAGAAAUCAAAAAACAGUCGUUGCUUAACAAAUCAAACCUCGGUACGGAUUCUCUCUGGUUUGUUUGCCAUUCUGUGACCUGAACUGCGUCAAUUAAUUACACCUUUCAUUUUGACAACUUAAUUGAUUUACUUUAAUUUGACUUGUUUACUGUAUACAGAAAGAACACUCAGGUCUACUGUUAGUAGCUAAUCAAAUCACACCAAUGUCUUAGUGCCACAGCACAUUGUGAGCAUGUGUCUUAAACGUCUUAAACCCUAUUAGAGAUGAAUGUACUUAACCGUUAUGGCCCCAAUGCAGUAGAACUAACUGUUUAUGUAAAGAGCUUUUCUUUUUUCCUGCUUAUGUUUUUCAGUGUAUGCUGUUAUAUGGUACUGUAGAUGCAAGUUGCUAAGAUAAGCUUGGAGACACUUUUCCCACCACACGCUGAGCAAGCCUGAUCAUAUGUACCUUGUUGUCAGCCCUCUCUUAUACAGUAGGAGGACGGACCAGGUAUUACUAUAACCACAUCAGCAAUGUACAUAUUUCAAUGACUGUGCAAUUACAUGUUUUAUUUUUCUCUUCUGUAAAUUGGAGAAAUAGAAUCGACAAACUGCAAUAAAGUUUACAUUUUCUUACA
This is a messenger RNA of Salmo salar (Atlantic salmon), 9654 nucleotides long. RefSeq names its product SITS-binding protein. Lineage: Eukaryota; Metazoa; Chordata; Actinopteri; Salmoniformes; Salmonidae. The record is from RefSeq and is a predicted model, not a curated record.